AUGGUCAGGGAAUCCGAGUCCUCCACCGAGGACAAAGAGCCUCCGAAUAUUGACUGUUUCUCGGAGGCUUUUCCGAAUUUCGAUAUAAACAGCAUCACUCAGGGUGCGCCAACUACAACGGCGGAAACUUGUGUCCAGAGAGACGCGACGCAGUCUGGUUACCAGCCGCCGACCGAAGAACAAAUUCAAGCUGCUAUCCGCCGCGCGAAUCUUGCCUUCAACAACCCGCUUACAAACGUCCCACGACGCGGGCCUCCUGGUGCUGGCCGUGCACGCAAUCGCUCAGCCGAAGUAUCCUUCAACCUUCCCUUCAGAAAUCCUGGGCCCCGAUUAGAGCCACAGCCGCCGUCUGCUCUUCCUCAGGCACCCACCACCAGCUCCCUUCCACCACUUGCGUCAGGUUCAACUCGUGGUCGAGGCAUAUCCGUCCAUGGUAGGGCGGCCUACAUCCCCACAUUACCUGCCGCCAACCGCACUUCGCAGCUGAUACGCCCGCGUGCCACCAACUUCAGCCGACCUAUCGUUGUUGGAGGCUUUGACAACCCUUACCACGAUCAUCUCCAGAGAGUCGCGCGUCGCGAAAUAGAAGAUAGACGUACUCUCGAAUCCUACAGCAGUCCUCCAAGACGUGCUGCUCAGCGGUCUCGACCACUUCCAGAGCUACCCCCUGGCAACACCCCGCUGCCCGUUGUCGCACCCAAUAGUGCUCUUCAGGCCCCUCUCCCCGCUCAGCCCGCCGAUCCACCACACCCUCUGCGAUCAAAUCCGGUCGCUUCGAGCCACCAAGACUCUACCCUCACGCUCCCACGUCGCCGUCCGCGGUCUUCUUCGGUAUCAAUUCCCCCAACCGCAGCUCCUGCCGACUUUCGUAGAACGAUUGAUAAUCAUCCUAUACCCGAAACUAUCCCUGAGGAGGCCCCUAUAGAAGACGACGAUUUCGAGUAUUCGGAAGACCCAGAGAUACACACUGCACAAAUCGGUCGCAUUGUUCGACCGCACAACGACCCCACUACAGACGACUCAUCCGACAUACGGCUUCGUGGUGGAAGUCUUGAGAUCGAAGAUUUCCCCGAGGAAUUCGACCCCAGCUACUACGAGUCCGACGACCUCGAAGACGAUUUGGUCGAGUUGAACGACGAGUUCAACCCCAACAUAUCGGAAGAUUUCAACCCCCACGAAAUCGAGGCACAGUCCCAGGUUUACAAACAAGUUUUGAACAAGAUGGCAAGCCAUAUUCCCCGUCCGGGCCCUGCCCAGCUCUCGCCGAAUGCAGGAUUGGAUGAGUGGUUGGAGGAGGCCAAGCAGUGCCAUUAUCUGCCUGAGCGUGCGAUGAAGGAGCUGUGCGAGUUGGUUAAGGAGGUUCUCAUGGAGGAGUCAAACAUUCAGCCUGUCUGCACACCCGUUACGGUCUGCGGCGAUAUCCAUGGCCAGUUCUACGAUCUGCUAGAGCUGUUCCGCGUUGCGGGUGGAAUGCCAGGCGAAUCUCGAGUUGAAGCACCCAAGACAGCUACCACGGUCAUCAGUCCCGAAGAUAUUGAGCCGCCCACCGAGAUCACUAACCCCAAGCUGAAGAAGAAGGUCAAGAACGCCGGCAGUCCUGCCGCUGAUGACGAAGAGGACGAUGAAGCUGCCGCUGCCGACUCAAGCGCGAUGUCCCGGCCCGAUUCCGCCGUUGAGGUCAGCGCGACCUCUCAGUCUGCCGACACCAGAUUCGUCUUCCUCGGCGAUUUCGUUGAUCGUGGCUACUUCAGUCUGGAGACCUUUACUCUGCUAAUGUGCCUCAAGGCCAAGUACCCUGAUAGAAUUGUCCUCGUCCGUGGUAAUCACGAGUCUCGUCAGAUCACCCAGGUCUACGGAUUCUACGAGGAGUGUCAGCAAAAGUACGGCAACGCCUCGGUUUGGAAGGCUUGCUGCCACGUCUUUGACUUCCUUGUGCUGGCCGCUAUUGUUGACGGCGAGCUUCUGUGUGUCCACGGAGGUCUUAGCCCCGAGAUCCGCACUAUUGACCAGAUUCGUGUCGUUGCUCGUGCCCAGGAGAUUCCUCACGAGGGUGCAUUCUGCGAUCUUGUUUGGUCAGAUCCUGAAGAUGUCGAGACUUGGGCUAUCAGCCCUCGUGGCGCGGGCUGGCUAUUUGGUGACAAGGUUGCCACUGAGUUUAACCAUGUGAACGGUCUUAAGCUCAUUGCCAGAGCUCAUCAACUGGUUAACGAGGGAUACAAGUACCACUUUCCCCAGAACUCGGUCGUCACCGUCUGGUCUGCGCCCAACUAUUGCUACCGCUGUGGCAACGUUGCAUCUAUCAUGACCGUGGACAAGGACAUGAACCCCAAGUUCAGCAUCUUCUCCGCCGUUCCCGAUGACCAACGCCACGUUCCUGCCAACCGCCGCGGUCCUGGUGACUACUUCCUAUGA
Messenger RNA from Colletotrichum truncatum, 2412 nucleotides. RefSeq names its product protein phosphatase 2a. The record is from RefSeq and is a predicted model, not a curated record. Gene Ontology annotation, cellular component: cytoplasm. Gene Ontology annotation, biological process: G1/S transition of mitotic cell cycle. NCBI's taxonomy places the organism in Eukaryota, Fungi, Ascomycota, Sordariomycetes, Glomerellales, Glomerellaceae. Gene Ontology annotation, molecular function: protein serine/threonine phosphatase activity.